This is a messenger RNA of Vanessa tameamea, 1250 nucleotides long. Its product is annotated as protein artemis-like. The record is from RefSeq and is a predicted model, not a curated record. NCBI's taxonomy places the organism in Eukaryota, Metazoa, Arthropoda, Insecta, Lepidoptera, Nymphalidae. Gene Ontology annotation, biological process: telomere maintenance; double-strand break repair via nonhomologous end joining; interstrand cross-link repair. The coding region runs from base 58 to 1191 and encodes 377 amino acids. Gene Ontology annotation, molecular function: 5'-3' DNA exonuclease activity; damaged DNA binding. The transcript has 3 exons.
UUAUAUAUAAGUACAUUUACAUAUUGAGAACAUUUUUGAACAUACUCCUAAGUAAUAAUGAAAAGUUCUUUUCAUGGUAAAAUUGAUGAAAUUCCCGGUGUAUAUGUUGAUAAUUUCGAAAAUGCUGAACAGCAAGGCGCUAGAGCCUACUUCCUUAGCCACUAUCAUUCAGAUCACAUUCAGGGCUUGCAUUCAGCUCAACUACUGGACGUUUUAUCAAAGAACAACAUUACAAUCUACACAACGGAGCUAACAUCCGCUAUUAUAAAUGAUGAUAAAAAUGACGAACGAAUUAUGAAAUACGUCAGAGGAUUAAAAAUGGGCUCAACACUGAUAUCUUUGCCUGGUUUACCUGAGCAGAACAUUCCAGAUUUGUGCCUCAACGUCACCUUGAUACCAGCCGGCCACAGUGCAGGAUCAACAAUGUUUCUAUUCUCAACGACGACACAAAAUAUUCUAUUUACCGGGGAUUUUCGGGUAUAUCUGAACGACUUACCGAGUUACAAGCAUCUUCAUGUUGGAGAUGAACCAAUAAAAUUGGAUACAAUGUAUGUUGAUACAACGUUUUUGGAUUCCAAUUAUGAAAACUUCCCGAGGAGAAGUGAGAGCGUUGAAAAAAUGAUUUUUGAAAUUAGAAUGUUUCUGGACUCGGACGAGACUAAUGCAAUUGCUCUACACACUUCAGCCAAAUUCGGCUACGAGUUUGUCUUCAAUGAAAUAUAUAAACGAUUACACAUAAAAGUAUUUGUUGGAUCGGACAAAUGGCGUUUUUACAGUUCAAUACCAAAUCUAGUCCCUGGAGUGACAAACAACGAAAAAUCAACUAGAGUUCAUUUAUGUAGAAAUAGAAGCGAAAACAGUUCUCACAGCUCAUGCGUUCAAAACUGUUAUAAUAAUUAUUUAUUCUUACAUUUAUCGGCUAUGAAAUGGCUGAACUACAAAGAAGAAAAAUGCUCAGUCGUCCGCGUGUCGCCGAAGCGAAUGGACGUCUGUUUCGCUACUCACUGUAGUAAGAAAGAGAUAGAGUAUUUUGUGAAUUACUUCGCACCGGAUAAAAUAAUUGGUUUUCCUAACGAAUAUAAACGGACGCGUAAAAGAAAUGAACUCUUCGAUGAUGGUCGGCUUGUAGAGAAAAAAGUUAAGCUAGAUAAGAAAGUAGACGCUACAUUGUUGAAAUUGAUGUUUAAAUAAAAAAAUGUCUAUCUGUGUUAAUAAUAUAAAUAUUAUUUAUACUAAUAUUAUAUAGCGAA